This is a messenger RNA of Lymnaea stagnalis (great pond snail), 12045 nucleotides long. Lineage: Eukaryota; Metazoa; Mollusca; Gastropoda; Lymnaeidae. The record is from the annotation of a GenBank genome assembly.
AGGUAGGUUACAUACAUAAAUAUUUAAACAAUUGAAACUGUUCUAUUUAUGUGGGAUCUUAAUAUAGAAUCGCAUUCCUUACCAUGUGGUAACAUCGUUUAUUUUGAUUAGUGGUAAGUAAUAUACUUUGCUAUUGAGCAAAAAAGUUUUAAAACUAUUAUUCGUUGAACCUGACCCUUAAUUGGAUUUUGUUAUGUAUAAAAGAAGUUUUAAAAAACAAUGUAAUUUUUUUUUUUUUAAAUUAUAUACCAGUUAGGUUUCUUACCGCUCCUCUACAAGCUGUGCUGCCCCACUCAUCAAUCAGCCAUGUUGUUGGUGCAUGCAUUUCUAAUGCGUAGAUUAUAAAAUCGGUUAGUGACAAUCAUAACGCUGUAAGCCCCAUUCUUUAACUAUCUAUGCCGACCACUUUUCUGACAGAUAAUUGGUCCGCACCUUUAACCAAAUGUUUUGCCCCACACUUUUGUAGCUAAGUUACCCCACUUUUCUACAGCCAUAAUGACCCACACUUUUACUAUGUUACGGUUGUGUUGCCGGCACAUGCAUUAGUAAUGCCUUAGCAAAUAACAUGAGUUAUUGACAGGAAGAGUCACUAUCCAGAAUUUUAUUUUCUUUAAAUACUCAGCUCAACAUUCCUUUUCGUCAACCCCCAUAACCCCUUUAAAACAUUGCCGGCGCUCGCACAGAGUUUUGUCUUACAAAAAUAGAUCGGGACAGGAGCUCGGUAAAUAAAAUAAAAAAGCCGUUUCCACAACCUUGAUUACAAACAGUACAUGCAUAUAUAGUCCUGUUUAAUACAGAGACAACACCAGUGUUACAUGCUCUGACCUGGUUUUCUGUCUGGUAACAUGUGUUCGACAGUCAUCUUGGUAACGUAUUCUCCAUCGGUGACCGCCGUUCCUUUCACCUGCUUUGUGUUGACAUCGAGUGAGCUUUCUUUCGUACACAGCAAUAAGAUUGGGCUAAACAUCAGAGAGUUUAAUAAACUUAUAGGAAUGUCUAUAUUUUCUUUAACACAGGUGAUUAUGUUUAGACUCUCCUCGCUUCAGGGGUCUAUAUUUUGGUGAAAUAGUUCCCGAAAGACAUUUCCCAGGAUAUUUUACGGAGUGUUUCUGUAUUAGGAGACGAUUGAGAGACUUUGUACUUUGGCGUUACUAUUUAAAAAAAAAAAAGUAAUUAGUCUUUAAUACAAUUUGCAGCACCAGGCUUUUAGUCCAAAAUUUAUUUCUGCCUACACAUUUCAAUUACUAGUAAGCAUCCACAACAUAAAAACACUAAUACAGUGAUUAAUGUUUUAGAUCACUUAUCAACAUGGCGAUUAAAAAUAUGUAUUUGUUGUGAUUUUUAUUUCACAGGUUCAUUGAAUAAUAAGAUCGGAACUCGAAAUGUUUUGAAGAUGCUUCUGAUUUAUAAGUUUCUGCUGUUUCCAGGGUGCUAUUGUAUUGGAGGUAUUAAGUUAAAUUUAGUAACAAACAUAAAACAUAAGUAUAAAAGUAACUAAAAACUGAGAGCUGUGUGUGCUAUUUGCUAAAUAGUUUUAAACUACUCUAAUAAAAUAUACAAACAAAAAAAUAUGUUUUUUAUAUAUAGUUUAAAAUUCGCGGUUUAAGGCUAGAUACAAAGUAAUGGCACUUUUCUAAGAAGAAUUUUUAUAAUUAAACACUUUAAAGGAUAUUGCAAUUAUUUACUUAGUGUAAUCAAUAGACCAACUAAUCAGCAUAUAAUUCUGUACUUUCUGCAUCUAUUCAAUGAAAAUAGUUGCAAAAACAUGAAUGGUAUGACACUGAAUAUAUUAACAUUAAAUUGUUUAAGAAAUACUUACAUAAAUCAAAACUGCAUAUUUUGGAAUUAUAGGCAGAUUAAGUUAAUUUUGUGUAUUAAUACAUUUUAGGUGUCCCAAGUUCUGUUGCAGAGAUUAAAUGUUUCAAUAUAACAUAUCGAGACUCCAAAUCAAACUUCUCUACAGGAUUGUUAAAAGAAAUCGAUAAAGUUGCCUUCAACUGUACUGUAAAAUUGGCAGAGGUCACAUCUGCCGAAACAUUCGUGGAAUUCCACAACCAAAUUCAGAAUAGCCAAGUGCCUGAGCUUGUGAGAUUCUCAUAAUUUAAGAUUAAGUCCAUUUUAAUUCAUUUUAAUAAUUGCUAUUUUAGAAACAACUCUAGUGUUAUAUUACAGAAAAUGAUGAGUAUCAUUUACAUUUACAUUAUAUUUAUGAUAAUUGUAAUUUAAGUAUAAUAUAAUCACGUACAAUGUAUAUAUUUACUAACUUUAAAAAAAAAAUAAACAUUACAUUUUAAUAGCAAUUCCAUCAUUUCAUAUAUAUAUAUAUAUAUAUAUAUAUAUAUAUAUAUAUAUAUAUAAUUAUAUUUAUGAUAAUUGUAAUUUAAGUAUAAUAUAAUCACGUACAAUGUAUAUAUAUACUAACUUUAAAAAAAAAAUAAACAUUAUAUUUUAAUAGCAAUUCCAUCAUUUCAUAUAUAUAUAUAUAUAUAUAUAUAUAUAUAUAUAUAUAUAUAUAUGUAUACCUACUUUGGUACUCGUAAUAAUUCAAACAACAAAACAAAAACCGGUUAAGAAAACAAACAAGACACAUUUUUUAAAGAACACAUACUACUUCAUACGCACAAUCCUCAUUUUAUGGAAAUAACAUUUUCAACUUCUUCUUUAUUUUCAGUUAUGCAAAUUGUUUUUAAAAGAUGACUGCACUGGCUAUAAAACUAAUGUUGACUAUUCCUGCACAAAGAUAGAUACUUAUGAAUAUGUUAUAUCAGUUGCAUUUAAAGCUCUUCAAAAAUUCAAUGCGUCAACCAUACGAGGUUCUGUUACGCAGAAUGAAUACAUAUUAGCUAAUGAUUCAAAGAAGUUGCCAGAAAUCUAUGGUAAAUAAAUUUAUAACAAUUAAUUUAUGUCUUUCUCAUCAAUAAAACUAAUUCAAAAAUACUCGUAUUUUCACAAUAAAGAAAGUAAUACGAUGUUGGAUGAGAUUAAAUACGAACUAUAUCGAAAAAUUUAGACUUCUAUAGCAAUUUUAUGGCAAUUAACAUUUUAGAUGAAAAUAUACUAUACUAUGUCUAUUCAUUGUAAAAAUAGAAGCACUUAAAAACAUUAAAAAUGCAUUCUUAAAAAGAUAAUGAAUCACUAUUAUUGUUGUUUUAGAUUGUGUUUAAAGAUUAUGAAUUGGUUGAAGUGUAUAUAAAUUUUUAAUUUUAAAAUAUAUUUUGUUCAAGUACAAUUAGAAAAGAUUUGAUCUAACUAUAAUAUAAAUUUAUUCCAUUAUGAUUGUUUUUAUGACGUUAUCAAUCUCUAUUGUUGAUGGUUUUAAAAAGAUUUUUUUUACAAAUAAAAUCUAUUGUAAAGAUCUAACAACAGAAGGAUUUUAAAACUGUAUUUUUCAAUUAUAUUUUUUUUAGGAUCCGUUGGGGCAUUUGGAUUUUUCGCAAUAAAUGACCUACAAAAAGAGAAUGAAGAAAAUUUUCGUGACAUUAUUGGUAAUUUAUAAUUUAUUUCAAUGCAUUAGUACAAUCGAACCAUGUUUGAUUGAAAUAAAAGCUAGUUUAUCCCAAAAUUCUGAAUGAUAAAACCCCAAGCAAUGAUGAAGAAAACACCCCUGGAUAAAGUGAAGUAAAAUAAUUAUUACAGAUGCUGACUGUAGCUUUAAAUGGAAAAUAAAAAAGAUUGUGAGCAAGUAAAUUCCUACAAGAUUUCUCUUUAGAAUACGUUUGACCUUCUCUUACAAUGAGAGUUCAAAAUAAUGUAUAGGCCAUUUAUUUAUAUACUUAACAAAUUCUGAUAAUGCUAUGAACAUUUAAGAAGAGCUUACAUUUUCUUAUAAAUUAGUUCCAACGGUUGUCCAAACGGUAUGCUCAAGAGUAGCUGAACUGAAACCCCUGCAUCUUGAUAGGGUAUAUCCGUAUGUCAACUCAAGACGCAAAGUAUUCCCUGUAUUGAAAAGAAAGAUAUGUUUGGAAGUUGUAUUUAGUCAGUUCAUAUCGGGUGGACGAGUGGUCUAAACCAUGUCAAUCUCAAGCUAUUUGACUCAAGCUCAAUAAACAUCAAAGCAAAGGCAUCACCCCCAACCCUGAAGGAUGGGAUUCGUUAACCUUUGAGGGCCACUCAUCUAAGAGAAGGCAGACUCUGAAAUCAAAACCGAGUUCGAGCACGUAAGUGGCAUGACAUUGACACGAUAAUAAUCCCGACAACUCCUGCGACACAGAACGCACAAAGAGCACCUUAAAACACUCAUCUAUUUGACCUAUUUUCAGUCGCCUCGAUAACUCUUACCAUUGGAUUAAAUAGGCCAGCACAAGAAAGUGAAGCUGACGAAUUGAGCAAGUUCCCUUAUAUUAAAUAAAAUUAUGCCCAAGUCCACGCUACUACUCGCGUGGGAUGGAUGAACAAUUUUCAUUAUACAUUAGAAGUAGUGAAAGGGCAGAGCUUUAUUUCUUUUUUUUAAAAAAUUAGCGUUAAAAUUCCAAGAGAUAUCUAUAAAAGCAGCACCAAGCAACGUGGAAGUCAAACGGAAUAAAGUCCUUAGGACAAAAAAUAUUUUGAAUUAGAAUCACGCACGUGUGUCUCUUAGAAGUUCUUCAUUGGCCUCUCAAAAGUUUAGGAUGAAGAUCCUUGCAACUGAACAUAAGAUAUAAAUUCGUUAUUCAAUUCUUUAUGGACAAAGAUGCGUUUUCGUUUUAAGGACAGGUUCAAUAACUUUGACGAGGCUUUAUAUAUUUUUUUUCCUUCCGUUGAGAGAUACAUAUCCAGCAGCAACUCUCAAACAUAUCUUGCUGUUCAAUCUCAGUAACAGGUGGCGGAUGGGGUGAUGAACCGUUGACAGACGCACACAUCCAUUGAAGAUGCUGGUGAUUCGGUACUGUUACUUCUUGUGAAUAGCGUCAAGUAUCAAUACACAUUUUUAAUUAGAAAAAAGUGUAAUACUUUUCUUAAUUCUUUUUUUUUUAGAUCCACCAAAAACUCACAUUCAGGUUGCAAUUCCUGUAGCAAUAGUGUCUAUUGCAAUAGUUUUGCUCAUUCCUUGUCUAUUAUGGUAAGAAAUUCAUUUUAUAUUUGUUCUGCUGUUUGCUUCCUCAAACAUUGCUUACUAUUUUUAGCUAUGUUAGCUCUAACUUUGUGGAGGUUAUGUGCGCAGACAAUUCACAGAGUGCAGCUUCAUAAAGAUGGUGUACAUUUGUAUCGCAGUGUGAGGCAGCAAAGCUUAACGAUUUAACUGGAGUGUUCAUAUUAUUCAAAGUAUACGGAUUUGCAAAGAAAAUACGCUCUUCUUUUAUUCGGCUAAACGUAUUUAAAAAAAAAAAAAUUAAUUUCUUUUCAUAAAAAGGAGGCAAAUUAUCAAUUUAAAUAUGUAUAUAUAUAUUUAUAUAUAUAUAUAUAUUUAUAUAUUAAAGUCGUGUGUACUUACUUGAUAAAGAAUUGUGUUGCUUUCUCGGAUACCACUCUUAAGCCAAGUGCUAUUUUUAAAUUUAAUUAUGUAUUUCUAUCACUUGUUGGCUUACGAAGGCUUUCUGCUAUCACUUUCGUUGUUUCGUUGCAGUCCUUUUUCAGAAUAUCACAUACAGUGGAACCUCUCAUAACGAGCAUAAUUCGUUGUAGAAUCUUACUCGUUAAGGGAAACACUCGUUAAAUGAAACAAUAGUUCCAAUACAAAUCAAUGUAAAAUACGAUAAUGCGUUCCAUGCUGAAAAAAUACUCAUUUUUCAAAAAAAUUUAUUAACAUUUAUUCCACACAAAAAAAUUACUUAUGAAUUGUUAAGGAGAGUAAAAACUUGGAAUACAAUUUAGAUUUGAAACAAAAAACGUAAAUAAAAAUAUGAAUUUAUGACAAAUAAUUAAUCCUUUUAACUAGAAAACUGUCUAGAGACAUUUGUUUUUGCCGACGCUUCAAAAUUUGACGAAAAUGUAUCACAGCAUUAUCAUUGAAUGAAUUUUUAACACGCAAAGCCACCUCCUUCUUAGAGGUGAUGCUUCUCAAUGUACGAUUUCUAUGAUUGCGCUAGAAGAUUGUUGUUCUGCUACUUCCGCCUCCAUUAAUCAGCUCUCGUCCAUAUUUUAUUGCUGUGAAACACGAUGCAACUCCAUAAGCUCUUCGGUGGUCAACUCUGGACUGUGCUCUUAAGCAAGCUCUUCAAUAGUGUUGUUGUCUACCUCGAGACCCAUGUUAAUGGCCAAUGACACAAUCUCGUUAACUUUAGACUCCACAGGUACUAUUUCAAAAUUACACUCAACAACACUCUCUGGCCCAAGAUUUUCCAAGCAGAAGUGAGGGUCCUCUUGGGAACUCCUUCCCAAUCCAUGUCAAUCAUCUUGAGGCAAGCAACGAUGUGAGAAUUAUCUUUCCAAACUCUCUAAGAGAGAGAUUUGUCUCUUCAGUAACUUGAAAACAACGCUCUAAGUGUGUUUUAGUGUGGAGUUUUUUUUAAAUUAGAAAUAACCUCCUGGUCCAUAGGCUGGAGUAACGGAGUUGUGUUUGGAGGCAGAAACUGGAUAUUUAUGAAAUUAAAUUCUUCAUGAAUAUCAUCUGUAGGCCUGGAGGAUGGGCGGGCGCAUUGUCCAUAACAAGCAAGACAUGGAGAGGAAGAUUCAUCUCAAGCAAAUAUUUUUUUUUUACAGAAGGACCAAAUACUUCAUUGAUCCAAUUAGGGAAAAUGUCACGUGUCACCAAGGCUUUCUUGUUGGAUCUCCACAUUACAUUUUGUCUGCUCUUCUGGACAUUACACUUCUUAAAGGCUCGCGGAGUUUCUGAAUGGUAAACAAACAGUUGUUUAAUUUUCAAAUCGCCGCUUGCAUUGGCACAAAAUAGCAGUGUGGGGUGGUCUUUCAUUAGCUUGUGGCCUGGCAAUGCAUUCUCUUCUGCUGUUUUAUAGGUUCCCUUUGGCAUUUUUUUCCAGAAGAGACCCGUCUCGUCACUAUAAAAAAAUUGUUACGGCAGGUAACCCACAAGAUCUAUGAGCUUAAGGUAGUCACUGAUGAAGUUCCCUGCCACUUUUGUGUCAGAGCUUGCUUCUUAACCGUGCCUAACAAGGCUGUGGAUGCCGGUUCUUCCCUUAAACUUCUCGUACCGUCCAUGACUUCCCUUGAAUUGUAGUUCUUUUUCGGCAGUAGAUGAUCUUGGUGUUUUCUUAACGAGGUCAGCGAAAAUAAGUUUCGCCGUCUCACAAAUAAUGUUUCCGUUAAUAGUGUCGCCUUGUAAUCGCUUCUCGUUUAUCCAUAUUAUAAGCAAACUCUCAACAUCAUCAAGAAUACGUAACCGUUUCGUAGAAAUUCUUGACAAUGCCUUUGAAGCAUCCAUCUCUUUAAUUUUGUUUUUGUUCUUGAGAAUAGUGCUGAUCAUUGAUGUUGACCGAUUGUAUGUGCGCGCUAGAUUAGGCAAUCUCACCCCUUGUUCUCGUUUUUCAAUACUUUACGGUUCAGUUCAAUAGUUAUUUUUUCUCUCUUAUGAUUGUCUUCUUGUGGUUUUUUCUCCGAAGACAUUUUAGCAUAGGUUAUUACAUUUUCCACAUUAAAAAAUUACGAAUACUGUCUGAAUACAAAACUUGCAAAAACUGGAGAUCAAACACGAAAACAAUACGCUAACAGACCAAGUGUUAAGCACAGCCUAAUGCAUCGGCGCGGAAGUCCUGGCUCACAAAUAAAUGUCCGAAAAAGGGACUUCCCCCUUCUGCGAAACUCUUUAUGCGAAAUCUCACUCGUUAAGGGAGAAACUUCUUCACAGUUUUUUUGCUUGUUCUGCGAAUUACUCGUUAUGAGAGCCGCUCGUUAUGAGAGGUUUCACUGUACCUUGUUUUAAUGACUUUCUCUUUUGUUAAUUUUAUUGCAGUCUCUCUCCGUUUUGAUUACACAUUUGUAACGAAUUUGGGUUAAAUAGUAUAUUUUGAAGAAAAUCAUGCAGCACUUAGAGGCUUGAAUUUUAUCAAGAUAUCUACCUAGAAUUACUUAUUUUAUAGAUUGACUUCAUCCCCCUUUUUUCCUUAGUUAUAUUAACAACAUUAAAGAAAAAUGAAAAUAACAUUAUAAAAAAAAUAAAAUGUUUAAUGAUUCUUUUCACUUGUAAAGGUUCUGCAUCAAACGUCGCCGACGACAAAAAGAGGUAACAUAAUUUCUUAUUAUAUGUUGCUAUAGUAAUAACGUGAGGAUGAACAGAUACACUGACAUUACUGGAUGAGCAUUUAUAGCUCUUAUAGUAGGGAUCAAAUAUUAUAAAACGAUUUUUAAUAUGUCAUAUAUCACCUAUCAAGUUCUAAAUAUAAAUAAUAUGUUAAUAUAUUACAUAUAUCAGUCUCUAUAAACUGUUAAAUUCUUAAACAUUUAUCAUAUUAUUUUUCUUGUCAGAACAAAGGAAAGUGCAGCAUAGAAGACAAUGAUGAAUAUACAAAUGAGAUAUUACUGGAUCAAUUUACCGUACGUAUGUAUGGAGUGUGCGAUUCCAAAUAUUUUUAAAGAAAGCAUUUGCCUACUUAUACACAUGCAUGGAAACAAAAGCUAAACUUAAUGUUACUAAAAUUUUUCAUUGAUAACUUUCAUAAUUGUUCAUUUUUUUUUGUUUCUAAUCAAUGUAUACAAAAUAUUUGAAAACUAAUAUGCAAAUAUACAAUGUAUUUAUUUAAUUUUUUUUUAAAAUUUUAAUUAUUUUUAUGGGUGUGGGGGAAUGUGUGUGGGUGUUUAAGUGUGUGUUUCUAUUUAAAUUUCAUCCUUAUACUACCUCAACUUGCACUAAAGUGUAAAUUCAACAAUUAAAACAGAAAGCAACAUACUUAUCAACACCUAAAUCUGCAAGAUUUUGCUUUUUUUAUUUUAAAUAAAUUGUCAUUUACUAUAUAACCCCAUCACUUUAAAUGCUGUAAAACGACCUAUGCGAUUUUUGCAGUUAGCCAACGACGACACUAUCCAUACAUCUGAUUUAAUAGAAGCAUCAAAAGAAGGACAUACACGGCUUGUCGAAGAGCUCAUUGCAAAUGGCGCCAAAGUUGAUCAACAAGAUGCCCAUGGAAAUACUGCUUUGAUAAAAGCUUCAGAAGCGGGACAUGCCGCAACUUCUGAAAUGCUUAUACAGAAUAAUGCAAACGUAAAUCACAUUUCUAACCUGGGUUAUACUGCGCUACUAAAAGCUUCAGCAAAUGGUCAUGUUAAUUGUCUUGAACUUUUGAUGACAAAAAGAGCUUUUAUCAAUCAGAAAGACAAAAGUAAUCGCACUGCGUUACAUUUGGCAUCAGAGAAUGGACACAUUGCAGCCGCAGAAUUCCUUUUAAAAAAUGGAGUAAGUGUUAAUAAACAAGAUAAGAAUGGAAACACUGCAUUGUCUCUUGCUUUGAAGGCCGGAGAAACUCAAAUCGCAGAAGUCCUUGUGAAAAAUGGGGUUGAUUUAAAGGAAAGAGACAAAAAAGGUUACACUCCGUUACAUACAGCGUCAAAAAAAGGAAUGACUACAAUCGUGAACCUGAUACUAGAAAGGUGUGAGAAAGACGGUGAGAGAAAUUUGAAGGGAACUAACAUAAAUAACAAUGUAGCUACUCCGCUAUAUUUAGCCUCACAAAAUGGAUGCACUGAAAUCUCAAAAUUGCUAAUAGAAAGUGGCGCCAAUGUAAAUGAAAAGAUACAUUCAGGUUACACAGCAUUAAUGGCUGCUACUGUUAGUAGUCAAUUGGACACUGUAAAACUCCUUAUUAAUAAUGGGGCUGAAUUAGACGCAAUGACAGACUCUGGUUCUACGCCAUUGAUACUAGCAUCACGGAAUGGAAACAAUGAUAUUGUAAAUACUCUCUUCGAUCAUGCGGCUAAAAAUGGGGAUUCGUAUAUGUUUCAAAACAGUGGCCAUAGACCAUUAAUGAAAGCAUGUGAAAAUGGACAUAUCGAGACUGUUAAACUUCUAAUUGAAAAGGGUUUUACAGUAAAUGCCAAAGAUAAAGAUGGGCGGACACCACUGAUGUUAGCGUCUCUUAAUGGUCAUACCGAAGUCACUUUGUAUCUAAUUGAAAAAGGAGCCAAAAGAAAUGAAGCUGACAGAUCAGGUAAAUCGCCAAUAAUGCUUGCUGCAGAAAAUGGACACAUCAAAACGUUUGAGAAGCUUAUUGCAAAUGGUGGAAACGUGGAUGGAAAUCAGGUAAUUUCGGCUUUGAUAUUAGCUACAAAAAGCCUACACGUGGAGAUGGUAAGACACAUUAUAGAAAUGGGCGUUGAUGUUAAUGCUUAUGACGAGACUGGUUACAAUGCGUUGUCACAAGCUUCAAGGGAUGGACACAUUGAAAUUGUAACAAUGCUUUUAGGAAGAGAUGCAGAUGUGAAUAAAAAAACGCGUAAUGGCGAGACUCCAUUAUUUUUGGCUACUGAUAACGGACAUCUGGAAAUUAUAAAACUCCUCAUGGAAAAAGGUGCACAAUAUAAGGAAGAUGACCAAUACACACCCUUGAUGUUAGCGUCUCGAAAGGGCUAUACUGAUACUGUUCUAUAUUUAAUCAAGAAUAAUGCUAGCAUCAAUGAGGUCGACUCUAUCGGAAAGACCGCAUUAAUCCUUGCAGCAGAAUAUGGACACGUUGAAACAUUUGAGAUGCUUCUUAUGUAUGGCGGAAAAUUGGAAGAAAGUCAUUGUGCUUCCGCAUUAAUACUAGCUUCAGAGAAUGGACAUUUAGAGAUGGUUAAACUUCUUCUUCAACCAGGCGUGGAUGUAGAUGCUCGUGACAAAUCUGGUUACAAUGCAUUGGCGCAAGCUUCAAAAAAUGGACACUAUGAUAUUGUAAAAUUUCUUAUAGAGUGUGGCUCUAAUGUUAAUGACAAAAUGUGUCAUGACUACACUGCCUUAAGCCUGGCAACUGAAAAUGGAAACUUUGAUAUUGUAAAACUCUUAAUAGACAAGGGGACUAACGUUAAUGACACCGAUCAACAAAAAUGGACACCUUUGAUGUUCGCCUCAAAAAAGGGAUUUGACGUGAUUGCUGAGCAUCUAAUAAGGAACGGGGCCAAGAUUAAUGAGGUAAACACACUAGGAAAAACCCCAUUGAUGAUUGCUGCAGAAAACGGGCAUCUUAACACAUUUCAGAUGAUUGUAAGUCAGGGUGGUAAUCUGAAUGAAAAACAAGCAAGUUCGACGUUGAUAUUAGCUUCAGAGAAAGGACAUACUCCGAUUGUAAAAGCAAUUAAUAAUCCUAGUGUUAGUAUUUAUGAUAGGGAUGCAACAUUUUCAACAGCAAUUCAACGCGCCUUACAAAAUGGACAUAUAGAAACAACGCUGUUGCUAGAAAAAUUAAAAUAAUUUGCAACAAAAACGGAUCUUAAAAAUAUGGUUGUUGCGUUGUGAAAAAGUUUGUCACUGUUCAAAUGGCACUAAGGGUGGAAAACAGCAACAAUAGCAUAUUAUGUUAGUUCAUACUUACUAAUGUGUCAAAUUAUGUUAUAAAAAUUAUACGGACAAUCUAUAUCAUUUUAAACAUAAAUUAUUAAGAAAAUCGAACCUAGGUUAAAAUUUCAAGUGUCUGGUAAAAUUCAUAAAAAUAAAGUUAAAGCAGUUUUUAAAACCGGUGGAAAAGUAACAUGGUUAAAUUGUUAAGAUUUUAAUCGAAAUAUACUUUUAAAAUAUGAAUAAAUAGACGGACAGACGGACAAAAAGACUGACUGACUGACUGACUGACUUUAUACAUUGCGUUAGUACAAUGGUUCUCAGCCUGAGGGUCAGGACACCUUUGGGGGUCGAACGACCCUUUCUAAGAAGUCGCCAAAGGCAAUCGGAAAACACAUAUACUCUACAGUUAUGAAGUAGUUAUGUGUUGUUGGGAGUCGCCACAACAUGAGGCAAUGUAUUAAGAAAUGGUGGCAUUAGAAAGGUUUAGAACCACUGCGUUAGUGUAAUUGUGCCUUUCUUUGAUCUGUGCAGGUGUGGCAUGGUAUGUAUAUAUUCUAAUAUUGUCAUUAUUUUUCUUGUCCUUGUUAUUUGAAAUCAUUUAUUGCAUUCUGUAGAAAGUUAAACUUGUAGUGACAACCAUUCUCACUCCGCACUGGACUACACAUAUAAAUAUAUAUAUAUAUAUAUAUAUAUAAUUCGUUACUGCC